GAUGAGUAACACUCAAGAAAACAGGGAUGGCUUGACCACCAAGAACAUGUUUGAAAGCUUUCGGGAAAGUACAGCGAACUUAAUAGAAAGUAUACAGAAAGCGUCACAAAAACAAAGUGGACAAAUUAAUUCUCUUAGCUUACAUCAUCUUGUGCACUGUGUCCUCAACUCAGCAUUUAAAAUUGGAAAAGCAAAAGCAGAUUUUAACAAAAUAAGCCAUCUUGAAAGGUCCUUGGAAUUAUGUAGUGAUGCUAUAGAUAACACCAUUUACUAUCAUGGCAACGCAUUUGAUGUAGACUAUGUCCCAAAGUAUUUAGUUCUCCGGUCGGGGCUCCAGUUUUUGAUAGAUGCAGAUUCAUCUUUUAAGGCGGAGUGUGAAAGAGUAGAUUCAUAUUUACACGAGUCCAUUCAGUUGUUUGAUGAAGGUUUGGAGAAGUGGAAACAAAACAGUGACUAUAGUGGGUUCUACAACAUCACACAUUCAACAGAAGACCUCAAUCUACCUGAUGGAGUACCUCAACAUCAUAAUUGGUGGCUAUCAGGUUACGAUGUCAGUCUUCUAGUCUACAACGUCGGGCCAUCUGUAGGUUAA
Messenger RNA from Physella acuta, 592 nucleotides. RefSeq lists its product as uncharacterized. NCBI's taxonomy places the organism in Eukaryota, Metazoa, Mollusca, Gastropoda, Physidae. The record is from RefSeq and is a predicted model, not a curated record.